AGGAGGAGGAGAAGGAGGAGUGGGACCGGACUGAGAGGGUAAAAGCGACGGGAGCGUGAAGGAGCGGGGCUGCAGGGGAGCGAGCGGAGCGCGGGCGGCCGCGGGCGGGAGCGGAGCGGAGCGGGACGAGCUGCCCGAGGCYGGGGCUGCCCUGCCGGGCCAUGGCGCGCCGGGACGGCGGCGGGACGGGGCUGCCGCGGCUGUGGCUGCUGCUCGGGCUGUGGCUGUGGGCGCUGAGCCCCGGCCCGGCCGCCGCCUGYAGCCCGCGCUGCCGGCACGGCGGGCUCUGCCUCGGCGACGGCUCCUGCCUGUGCUCCAAGGGCUACGAGGGGCAGCGCUGCCAGCACGCUACAUGUUAUCCAAAAUGCAAAAAUGGUGGAGAAUGCCUCCAACCUGGAAAAUGCAGAUGUCCACCUGGGUAUGGGGGCAGAUACUGUCAUAAAGUAAGCUGUGAAGGAGGCUGUCAGAAUGGGGGGGAAUGCGUCUCUGUCAAUGGAGUGGUGAAGUGCCUUUGUGCUCCUGGCUGGACAGGAUCAAGGUGCCAGGAAGCAAUUUGUCCUCAAGGUUGUCGGAAUAACGGAGCUUGUGUGGCUCCUGGGAUUUGUAGCUGUCCAGCUGGAUGGGUUGGUAGAGCGUGUCACUUAGCUGUAUGUAAGCUGCCCUGCCAACAUGGAGGCAAAUGCAUCGCUCCAAACGUGUGUCGAUGUCGGCUGCCAUACUCCGGGCCGCAGUGUACAAARAAAAGGAAGGAAUGAAGCAACUUCAGCUGAGAUAAGCUGCAUUUUUUUUUUCAUCCAGCUAUACAGAGAGGAAGUCUGCAGCAGUGGGGGACCUUAAAAUAAACAUGGUGACUUGAUUUCAGAUAGCUUUUUGCCCUCAAUAUAUUAAGUAAAUGCUUUUCURUAUGAAAGGGAAGUAUUGCUGAUUGUAGCAAAGUUGUUAUAAAUAUCCAACUGUGUGCACUGUAUGACACAGGUUUUCUUCUGUUAUUUUUUUUCAUAAGCAGAAAUAUUAUGUCUUGGUUGAUACAGUUGACCUUGAAAUAAAAUUUUUCUUCAAAUCAAGUACUUCAGAAUAGGUCUACGCU
Messenger RNA from Malurus melanocephalus (red-backed fairy wren), 1087 nucleotides. RefSeq names its product von Willebrand factor D and EGF domain-containing protein-like. The coding region runs from base 162 to 755 and encodes 197 amino acids. Gene Ontology annotation, molecular function: signaling receptor binding. The record is from RefSeq and is a predicted model, not a curated record. Gene Ontology annotation, cellular component: cell surface; extracellular region. The transcript is spliced from 5 exons. NCBI's taxonomy places the organism in Eukaryota, Metazoa, Chordata, Aves, Passeriformes, Maluridae. Gene Ontology annotation, biological process: anatomical structure development.